AGCGGUAUGGAGUCAAACUAGUUGACAACAAAUACAUUUUUACGACAGAAGUGAGGUUUUCGUGACCAGAAAUCCAUGAGAGAAAUAAGUAUAAAUUUAAAUCCUUGAGUGGAGUGAGCUAAAUAAUUAUUUUAGUGUAUAGGUUUCGGGUGAAAUUAUGAAGAGGCGAAAUGCUGAGAUCGCUAAAAUGAGAAGACCCUUGAAAAAGAACAAAAUUACCGAAGGAUUUUACGGAAGCACACUUCUGUAUUUGAAAUUUGUAAUUCUAUGGGUCUUGGUAAUAUUGGCAGACUUCAUAUUGGAAUUCCGUUUUGAAUUCUUGUGGCCAUUCUACUUACUCCUACGUUCAGUUUACGACUCAUUCAAAUAUCAAGGCUUGGCCUUUUCGAUAUUCUUUGUAUGCAUAGCCUUAACUUCAGACAUGCUGUGCUAUUUUUUCAUACCAGUUCACUGGUUAUUUUUCGCGGCAAGUACUUACGUAUGGGUGCAGUACGUUUGGCACACAGACAAAGGUAUCUGCGCCCCCACGAUCAUCCUCUGGGUUUUGUUUGUAUAUCUGGAGGCAGCUGUCAGGUUAAGGGAUAUCAAACAUAUGCCAGGACAUUUGGACCUGUGCAGACCGUUUGCAGCACAUUGUAUAGGUUAUCCCGUGGUAACUUUGGGCUUCGGCUUCAAAUCUUAUGUAGGGUAUAGGAUGAGGCAGCGUAAACAACAAGUAGUGGCCAAAGAGAAUCAGUUUUAUAUGCAGCUGAUGCAACAGGCGUUGCCGAUAGAAACGUGCGCUGUUGCGCAAGAGCAGGUCGAACCUGUUUCAAAUGCCGUCGUACCUGUUCAGCCCGUGCUGAAUAAUAGUAAAAUACAAAACAGGCAGUCCCAUGAGAAGAAUGGCCACAUUCCGAACGGGGCGAUAGCCAACGGCGUACAUAAUACAAAAUCACAUCACAGAAAAUCGGUGGAGAAAUGCAAAGAUCAAGAUCAACACGGGAACGAUCACAAUACAAAACAUUCGGAUCGACAUAUAGACCGACAGAAAGUGAACCACGCACACACAAAUGGUUCGGUGGUAAAUACGUCGAUGGAAGAAGGAAAUGGACACGAGACAGAAAUGAAACCGGUGCGAAGGAGGGAAAAGAAAGAACAGGAUAAAGAACGAGAAGCUGCGGAAUAUUUGCAAAGGUUAGAGACCGACUGUAAGAAGUUGAGGUCCGAUUUGCAUUUAAGCAGAGCUAGCGAACAAGAUCUGAGGUUGCAGGUGGCGUCUUUGACGACUUCAGAAAAAGUGUCUAAAGGCGAGAUAUCUUUGUUGCAAAGGGAGGUAGAAGAAUUGCAGCAACGGUUGCAGAGCGCCCAAAGUACAAAAUCUUCCGAUAAACAAACAAUUAGUAAUUUAGAACGACGCUUGGCCGAAGAGAGACGGCUCAGAUCUAGUCUGGAAUCGCAACUCAACCAGGAAAGGAAGAACAGGAAACAAGAGGAAGCCAGAGCGGCGCAGGUGGCAGCUCAACAAUCGUCACGUGGUGAAUGCACUGAAUCGUGUAAAGCCCGUCGACGAGAAUUGGAAUCGGAGAUAGCGGAUCUUCGAGCUUCCAAACAUUGGCAGGAGGAUCGUUUGCAGGUGCUCGAAAGGGAAAGUAGCGCGUUGAGCGAACAAAUACGCGAUACCGAUUUAUUGAUGUCUGCGUUAUCGGCCAUGCAAGAAAAGAAUACCCACUUGGAGAAUUCACUUUCGGCGGAGAAUAGAAUCAAAUUGGAUCUGUUCAGCGCUUUGGGUGAAGCCAAGAGGCAGCUCGAAAUCAGAGAAAACGCUAACCGAGCACACGAGAAAGAAAUCGAAGAGCUGAAGAGUAAGAUAGCGCAAGUAUUGGCUGUGAUGCCUACAGAUACAUUCGGUUCGCCGACGUCGGCUACAAAUAUUUCCAGAGUCCGUUUAGCCGAAAGUCCUUUGUCGAACCUCGAUCCUAAUGCUACGGCCUACACGCCCAAAAAUUCCCUUGUCGCUUCUACGGAAGCCUAAUUAAUCUGUCCUCCGAUUCGGCGCACCCCCAAUUACCUUUUUUUUUUUCGUUUUUUCACUUCACAGUAGAUGGCGUAUUUGUUUCUAACCUCAAAAAACAGAUUUCUCUCUAUUUAAUUUUAUGGAAUAUCAAUUUUUGUAUGCGAUCUACGCCAUUUUUUUCUUCUUCUUGGAACUUUGAAUGAACGAAUUUUCGAAAUACGCCAUUUUCUGUAAACAAGUUCGUUUUUUAUGCCCAUCGGUUUGAAAAAUAAUUUGAUUGUAUACAAAACAUCGUAAACAAAUGUCAAAAAUUCGAUUGGAAAGAUUUUUUUAGCCAAUCCGGUGAACGCCGCACAGUAGAGACCCGGCUUAAGACAUUUAUUUUUAUCAUAAACUGUAAUAUAUUGUAAUGCCUUUAAUUCCCACUUUAAACGAUUGAUUCUUGCUUUUAAUAGUACAGUGUAUGUCAAAAAUUCUAUAGAUUCUAUUCUUUUUAGCUUUUCCGGCGAACGCCGUACGGUAGAGACCCAGCUUAAGACAUUUAUUUUUAUCAUAAACUGUAAUAUAUUGUAAUGCCUUUAAUUCCCACUUUAAACGAUUGAUUCUUGAUUUUAAUAGUACAGUGUACGUUAAAAAUUCGAUAGAUUCUAUUCUUUUUAGCUUUUCCGGCGAACGCCGUACGGUAGAGACCCGGCUUAAGACAUUUCUUCCUAUCAUAUACGCUACGAUAUUAAAAUGCAUCAAAUUCCCACAUUUAACGACGAAUUCUUGCUUUUAAUAGUACAGUGUACGUCAAAAAUUCUAUAGAUUCUAUUCUUUUUAGCUUUUCCGGCGAACGCCGUACGGUAGAGACCCGGCUUAAGACAUUUCUUCCUAUAAUAUACGCUACGAUAUUAAAAUGCAUCAAAUUCCCACAUUUAACGACGAUUUCUUGAUCUUAAUUGUACAGUGUACGUCAAAAAUUCUAUAGAUUCUAUUCUUUUUAGCUUUUCCGGCGAACGCCGUACGGUAGAGACCCGGCUUAAGACAUUUCUUCCUAUCAUAUACGCUACGAUAUUAAAAUGCAUCAAAUUCCCACAUUUAACGACGAAUUCUUGAUCUUAAUUGUACAGUGUACGUCAAAAAUUCGAUUGGAAAGAUUUUUUUAGCUAAUCCGGCGAACGCCGCACGGUAGAGACCCGGCUUAAGACAUUUAUUUUUAUCAUGAACUGUAAUAUAUUGUAAUGCAUCCAAUUCCCACAUCAAACGACGAAUUCUUGAUUUUAAUAGUACAGUGUAUGUCAAAAAGUCCAUUGGAAUGAUUUUUUUUCGCCCUGUGCGGCUGUUAUCCGGCGAAUGCCGUACGGUAGACACCAGGCUUUAGAUUUUUGUACCUAUAAUUAACACUACCAUAUUAAAAUGUAGCUAAUUCCCACAUUAGACGAUUAAUUUAUACAGUGUACCUCAAAAAUUCGUAGGUUAUAUUUUAUUUACUUUAUCCGGCAAUUGCCGUACGGUAGAGACCCGGCUUAAAACUUAUCUUCUGUAUAAUAUAUUAUAACGUUGGUAAUUUUUAUAUUAAACGAUUCAUUUUUAAUCUUAUAUACAGUGUACGUCAAAAAUUCGAUAGGUUCGUUUAUUUUUUUGGAACACCGUAUACAAAUUUUACUUAAACGUACAAUUAUUUUGGUUACGAUGUUUUGUUUAAAAAAAAAAUUAACGCCCGCUCUAAAAUUUUCUUUUUUUUUCUCUCGAACUGAAUACCAGCUUGCGGUGCUGAAUUAUUUGUUACGUUUUUGAGUUCCUGUGUUAUUCUCCUGUCGUAUGUUUUGAAAUAUCUCCAUUAUAUAAAUUUAUUUUUUUUAUUUUUUAUUUUGCAUAUUUCGAGCGACUCGGGAGAAAUUUAUUCAAAUAAAUUUUUAACGUCGAUCCUGUCUUUUUAUUUCGAAACAUUUAGUGACGUCAUUAUUGGUUAAUACGGUAGGCGACAAAGUGUCAUAAUUAUCAGUCAAUGCAAAAAGCUAUAGCCGUUGUUUAGUGGGUCGUACAGCUAUUAAAUUACACUAUGGCUGACGAGGUAUGUGGUGCUGUAACUUAGAAGAUCGAGGCCAUUUUGAAACAACAAAAACAGAAGAAUAACUCAUACCUGCUAGCAUGUGUCAUUUGUCAUUUAUAUAUCUUCUUCUUUUUCGUUUAUCUACACAAAAUUUUCACUUAUUUUUAUUAUAUUAAUUCGAAAAAUUAUUUUGUUUAAAUUAGGAAACAUACCAUGGGAGAAUAGCACGAAAUUCCUCUCCCUCAAUAAUUUUUUUUCGCGUAAACUAAUUUGUGAUAUAAUUUAUGACUAAGGUACUGGGGGGUCGAUAAUAAACGACUAAAUUUUUUUUUAUUUUUUUUGUUGUAUAUAUAAGCGUAUUGGUACUGAUUUUGCUAUUGGCUGAUUCGUUAUGAUCUCUAUAAAAAUUAAGGAUCUUAAAAAAAAUUGCGUUCGCUUAUUCGGAAUUUAUUUUGGUUGUUAGUAUCGGAAAAAAAAUGAAAUAAACGUUAAAACAGUCAUUUUAGUUAUUAACAUUAAGAAAAUCGAAAAAAUUCAAAAUAUGUUUUUAUCCAACAUUCCCUGUAUAUAUACAACCAUUUUUUAUAAAUAAUUCGUUCCACAAAAGUAUAAACAUCACAAGAAGAUGCAUUACAACCUUCAUAUAGUGAAAUAUUCAGUUAAUAAUAACUUACAACUGUCAAGUCUUGUGCUGAUGUAAGUAAAAAAUCAAGACUUUGAAAAUAAAAAAGAAGAACUGACAUAAGUAGCGCCAACUCACGUAUUCUGUGAUUUAACGUUGUUUAUAUUUUCAUCGAAGCAAUCUAACGAAAUGUCAAAGUCACUCAUUUAAAAAUGGCCGCUGUGCGGUAAACAAAUACCGUUGCCCUGAGGUACUCCGAGGUUUGUGAACUAAUUUGUUCGAUUUCAGACUUUAUUAUUUCAAGUUUUAUUGAGAAAUGGUUUCUUACUUGCAUUAGUAAGAAAUUUCUCUUAAGUUAGAGGUGGAAAUAUAGUUUGAAAAGUAUAUAUACUUCUGGAAAAUGAGCAGGAUUCUGGAUUAUUUUCUUGUGUUUGUCAAGAUGCAAUUUUAUUAUUGGGUUUAGUAGAUUAAGUAAAAGAUAAUUUUCAAGUUUUUGGGAUGAUUAUCCUUGUCCCGUGGUAGCCACCUAGCAAAACGGGGUGCAAACCCUUUUUUUCGUUAUAUCUCUGUAACUAACAAUCUCACAGAAAUUUUGAUAGGACAUAAUUUACAGCAAAUUGCAUUGUCUACAAUUAUGUUUAUAUAAAUUUUUUCCAUAUAAUCAAAAGUAAAGAAGUUAUUAAUAAAAUUAAGAGAAAUUUUUUUAAAAAUAAUUUUUUUGUUAUAAACUUUUUUUUAUUUUGCAAACCAAUUUUGUAUGUGAUCUUUUAACGAAUAUUUUGUACAUUUAGAGCGUUCCAAAGUUUAUCAAUAUUCAUAAGUAUACAGUGAAAAUUAAGUGUUUUCCUUUAUUUUCAUAUUAAAUGUUUCUACCCCUAGUAACUACGCUAUAACUUAUUUAUUGACUCUUUCCCACGAUACCUUUGAGGUAAUCUCUGUAGGCUUGUAUCCCUAAAGGGCCUUAUCCACGAACAACUGAAUGAUUUAUUCUUAGAUGGUCCAAGCUUCGGUUCAGGAUCUAAUUCUGUAUCGAAAGUGGAGGUUUUGGAUACAAUGGGAAUUAAAAUAAGAGUCAUGGUUCUUAGAUCAUCUUCUAAUUCAUUUUUUUUCAUUGAUUUUGAUGUUGCUACAGGUUUGAAUUGACAUUCAAAUGUUUUUAUACUUUAUCUAACAACAAUCUUCAGGGUUGUUUUCAGAUUGAGUAUCGUGAUACAAUUGGAGAGUGUUGAAAAGGGGCUGCAUCAUGGGUUGGAGGAAAAGAUAAAAAACUGAAUGAAUUUUUAGUUAUUACUUUUAUACUUUCUAGAAAAUUGAAUUUACUACAACCGUUUUAUUGUAAAAUGAAAAAAUAAAAUUAUUUUUGUUAAUAUCUUCUUUAUUUUUAAUUUUAUGAAAAAAUUUUAUAUAAACAAAAUGAUGGAAAAUGCAAUUUGCUACAAAUUAAGUAGUUACAAAUUUUCUGUAAGAUCUUUAGUUAGGGAGAUAUAGACGUUUACACCCCAUACAGCCCCACGAGUUUAGCUCCUAGUAACCCCCCCAAAUAUCUCAACAAUGUACUUGUGAAUAAUAUUUUAACGUUUAUUACAUUUUUAUCGAUAAUUUAACAAUAUUUGUUUUAAAGAAAAAUUGUUAGGUUGGUUUAAAAAAAUUAUUUUUUUUUGUUAAUAAAAAGUUUUUGGAAUUUAUAUAUUUUCGUUUCGUUAUUGCGGGUUGUAAAUAAAUUUUUUGGUGAAAAUAUAUUUUUUUUUUGUAUUAAUUUGACAAAUUAUAUUAAUUUUUAAGCAUUGUACUUAAAUUAAAAUAAAAUGUAUGUAUAAGAUUUUGUUCUAAACAAAAACUUUAUUUGGGGUAAUUUUUUUGGGGUUAAGUUCUCUACCAAUGGUUGUAAAAGUUAUCGGAAAGUUUCCCAACUGUGAUUAGAUUGAACGGAAAUUCGGGUUUUGUUAUAUUUGUAAAAAUUAUAGUUUGAAAUGUCACAGUUGGAAACUUUGUUUUUCAACAAGAUGCGUUCAAGUUAUUUUUGCCAUAUUUAUAUUUGUUGACGUCUUUUUUGUAUCUUCUAGUAUUUAUUUUUUUACUGUUUAUUUUUACUUCUUGAAUAAACACUUUGUCGCUUACUUUUCCGUGUUUUAUAAUUAUGCCAGAUCGAAAACAAAAUUUCGAUAAAAAAAAUUAAUUCCCUCCUCGUUUAUUUCAUUAAAUUUCCCCCAUACAAACUCUAUUUUUUCAUAAAUUGAAUUAACCAUAGAACAAGUUUCCCUAACAACGUUGCCAGACUUUUUGAUUUUAAUAUUAAUUCAUUAAUUGAUAAUUACGAGGGGGAAUUAAUUUUUAAUUUGAGUUAUCCGGACUGGCUUGGGGCUGCAAAUGAGCUGAAAGUAAAAUGCAUGCUGUGUGAUUAAGACUUUAUGACUUUUUCGUUUUGAAAUAAUAAAAUCCUUAAAGGAUACAUGAACAUAUACAA
Molecule: messenger RNA, 7117 nt
Organism: Diorhabda carinulata
Lineage: Eukaryota; Metazoa; Arthropoda; Insecta; Coleoptera; Chrysomelidae
Product: macoilin
Exons: 8
Coding region: 158-2014 (618 amino acids)
Biological process (GO): neuronal signal transduction
Cellular component (GO): rough endoplasmic reticulum membrane
Source: RefSeq, a predicted model, not a curated record